Molecule: messenger RNA, 408 nt
Organism: Candida dubliniensis CD36
Lineage: Eukaryota; Fungi; Ascomycota; Pichiomycetes; Serinales; Debaryomycetaceae
Exons: 1
Coding region: 1-408 (135 amino acids)
Source: RefSeq, a predicted model, not a curated record
AUGAGCUCGAGUUCUAACCUCCAAUACGAAGAAAUACCAAAGAAAUAUAUAGACCCUUUAGCUCCUAAAGACAAAGGAGAAGGUUCAAGAGUCAAUGGGAAAGAUUGGAAAAUAAAAAAGGAUGCCUUUCGUGUCAAGACUUUGGGAGUGGUAUCGAAAACAAAGAAGGAUUCAUUCAAGCAACGUGAACUAAAACGAUUGGAAGAAGAACAAUAUAAAGCAAGAUUGAAGGAGAUGAAGGAUGAAAAAGAAUCUGUUAAAAAUCAAAGAAUUGCUGAUUUAAAAAGACGGAAAGAAAUUAAAGCAGAAAAAGAAAGAUAUGAAAGAAUGGCUACUAAAAUGCAUGCUAAAAAAGUGGAAAGGAUGAGAAAGAGAGAAAAGAGAAAUAAAUUAUUGAAAGAACGUUAG